This is a messenger RNA of Zerene cesonia (dogface butterfly), 6775 nucleotides long. It is a transcript of the gene Gycalpha99B, whose product is annotated as head-specific guanylate cyclase. Gene Ontology annotation, biological process: response to oxygen levels; cGMP biosynthetic process. Gene Ontology annotation, cellular component: guanylate cyclase complex, soluble. Bases 234 to 2318 code for a protein of 694 amino acids. Lineage: Eukaryota; Metazoa; Arthropoda; Insecta; Lepidoptera; Pieridae. Gene Ontology annotation, molecular function: guanylate cyclase activity; heme binding. The record is from RefSeq and is a predicted model, not a curated record. The transcript has 15 exons.
UGCGCAUUGUCGCUUCGAUAUGGCGUAGCAGUGCCGCGUAGACUCCACAGGGAGCGCUACGUCUAUGCGCUACGAAACCGCGGAAUUCGAAAUUAACAUUGUACGUGAUCUGUGAACUGUGUUUAUUUAAUUUGUAUGGAUAUUUAAUUCGUGUUUUGUGCGAGACUGUACAUUUGUGGGUUAUGAAGAUAUUGUAUAAGGUCAACAAUGAGCACACUAUGACCUAAUCGAUCAUGACGUGUCCAUUCCGCCGUGCUUCGUCGCAGCACCAGUUCGCUAAUGGCGCCGGUAGGAAGCCAGAGUUCAGGUCAAGGCAAUCCUCUGUGCAUCUGCCAACGGAAGAAGAGGAUGGUGAGAGCAACACGCUCACCUUGAAGCAUUUGAGUGAAGCUCUGAAGCUCCUGACUGCUCCUACUAACGAAUGUCUCCACGCUGCGGUGACGUCACUGACAAAGAACCAAGCCGAGCACUACGACAAAUAUAAUUGCUUACGAAGACUACCAGAUGACGUUCGGACAUGUAGAAAUUACGCAUAUUUACAAGAAAUAUACGACGCGGUACGAGCAACUGAUAGUGUAUGCACUAAGGACUUCAUGGCGAAAUUAGGGGAAUAUUUAAUUUUAACAGCGUUUUCACAUAACUGUCGUUUAGAGAAAGCAUUCAAAUGUUUAGGUACUAACUUGACUGAAUUCCUCACUACAUUGGACAGCGUUCAUGAUGUAUUACAUGAUCAGGACGACGUGUUCAAAGAUGAGAGUACAGAUACAGAAGCGGCAUUCGUUUGUACAUCGCACGCGGGCAAUAUCCAACUGCAUCUGACGACCGAAAGUGAACCCGUGGCUUACAUGCUGGUUGGCAGCUUGCGAGCGAUCGCCAGACGCUUGUACGACACACAGGCGGAGAUAAGACUGAUGAGUUAUACUAAUGAUCCUAGGAGGUUUAGAUACGAAAUAAAUGCCGUACCACUACAUCAGAAGUCAAAAGAGGAGAAUUGUGAAGCCCAGAGCGAAGCGGUGUCGAUUGCCACAUCCACCACUGCAAGCGAUCUGAAGAUCGGCGUAGCAUCAUUCUGCAAGGCGUUUCCAUGGCAUUUUGUUACUGACAGACGUCUGGAAUUAGUUCAAUUAGGAGCUGGAUUCAUGCGCUUAUUCGGGUCCCAUCUAUCAUCACACGGGUCUGCUCUCAGCACCUACUUCCGAAUGCUGAGGCCGCGGAGUGUGCCCCUGGACUUCCGCGAGAUACUGAAACGCGUGAACACACCUUUCAUGUUCUGCCUCAAGGUGCCUGGUUCAGGGUCAUUGGCUGAGGGUCUCGAGAUAAAGGGUCAGAUGGUGUUCUGUCCGGAGUCGGAUUCCCUGCUGUUCGUGGGGUCCCCUUUCUUGGAUGGACUGGAGGGGCUCACCGGGCGAGGUCUUUUCAUCUCCGAUAUUCCACUGCACGAUGCAACCAGGGACGUGAUUUUAGUCAGCGAACAGACCAGGGCGCAGGAUGGUCUCCGGAAACGAAUGGACAAACUGAAGAAUUCGAUAGUGGAGCUCAGCAAAUCCGUAGCUAAAGAGAGAGAGAAAAACGUCAGUCUUCUGCAUUUGAUAUUUCCACCACAUAUUGCUAAGCGACUAUGGCUGGGUGAAGAGAUAGAAGCAAAAAGCCAUGAUGACGUUACGAUGCUGUUCAGUGACAUAGUGGGUUUCACAUCAAUCUGCGCAACCGCCACUCCCAUGAUGGUCAUCGCCAUGCUAGAAGACUUGUACAGUGUCUUCGAUAUUUUCUGUGAAGAGCUGGAUGUUUAUAAGGUGGAAACGAUAGGCGAUGCAUAUUGCGUCGCGAGUGGACUACACCGUAAGAUUGAGACGCAUGCGCCGCAGAUUGCAUGGAUGGCCCUACGUAUGGUAGAAACUUGCGCUCAGCACUUUACUCACGAGGGAAAUCCCAUCAAGAUGCGUAUAGGUCUGCACACUGGGACAGUUUUGGCCGGUGUUGUUGGAAAAACAAUGCUGAAAUACUGCCUUUUCGGCCACAACGUGACUCUCGCUAACAAGUUUGAGUCCGGAUCUGAACCUUUGAAGAUUAACGUCAGCCCGACUACUUAUGAGUGGCUAAUAAAGUUCCCGGGAUUUGAGAUGGAGCCCCGUGACAGGUCGUGCCUCCCGAACUCGUUCCCGAAGGACAUUCCGGGAACAUGUCACUUCCUGCACAAGUACGUUCACCCCGGGACUGAUCCUGGCGCGUCACAGGUAAAACAUAUACAGGAUGCUCUCAAAGACUUUGGCAUAGGACAGGCUAAGCCAGCGGAUGUGGACUCAGAAGAGCCAACAUAGUCGUUUAAUAAAAAUCCCAAAAGUUUAUUUUAAUAUUUUAACAUUCCAGAAUUGUUAAAGUGUUUCAUUGCGAAUUGUAAAUAGCCACUUAUCCUAAUUAUUUUUAAGAUAACCAUGUUCCAAACUUUUUAAAUGUUCCAUCGUUUAUGAGGCUUUUAUUGUUUGUGGUGCUUCAAUUUAGGUUUAAAGGCGCUAUUUGGUAACGUGUGUGAGUUUAUACGUAAUAAAUUACUCUAUGCUUACUUAAAACAAAUGAUUUUUAUCCUAACCUAAAGUACUCCUAAGCCUUAGACAGAGAGAGAAAAUAACUUUAUAUCAAGUUUAAACAAUCACAGCAGUUAAAAAAGUGUAAUUUUUUUUAACGUACAUUAUGAUAAACAUCUCAACUUGAUUAUAAGCGCCUUUAAUCAAAAUAUUGUUAAAUCAUUGUUAUAUAACAUAAUUCAAUACUGCAAUUAAUUGCCAAUAUGUAUAAGCAAAUUAAUAGUAGUUUCAAAUGAAUUACAUCAAAUACUUUAGAAAGUUCGUUGUGAAUUUAUUCAAACCGUGCUGAGGGAAAUAACUUUAACAAUUUGAAAUAGAUUUGUCAAAAUUCCUCUAUAAACUGAUUAUAAAACUUUAUGUUCUCUCUAUGUAUUUGAUUUAUUAUAAUAAGGCCCUGUCUAAAGAGAAAACAAUUUAAUGUUUUACCAUAUUAAAAAAAGUUGAGACUUCUGAAAACUUUUGAACCGAAGAAAAGAAGCCUGUUCAAUCGCAAAUAACUGCUUGAUAUAUUUUUACUUUUUCAUUAAAUUGAUAUUUAUAAUUGUACUUACUGAACUUCAGACAUGUCUAGAUACAAUUAAUCAUCUUAUUUAUUUUGUAUCACUUAGAAUAUUGCAUAAAUUUUUAAUAAAUCCGCAACAUAUAUCUGUAUAAUCUCUAGAUAUACUUUGUAGAUAUAAUAUAGUUAUCUAAAGCUUUACAAUUAAUCGUAAGGACAUGUACAUAAUGUGACUCCGGGAUUAUUACGACUUAUAAAUUAAAUUCGCGGUAGAUUGUAGCUUGUAACAUUACCUAGAUUGACCUAGUUAUUCUAAGUAGUCAAAUUCAUAUCAUCAUAUAUUAAUCAUAGAAUCUGUUAUCGCAUUUUUAGGUACUGUAUUCGUAUAAAUACUUUUACGAUCAGUCCGUUCAUUUUUAAUGUGAUGCCUUAAAAUGUUUUACGGCAGAUCAAGCAAAGGUCCACGUGGUCACCACCACACAUCUGGUCUUACUGGUGUAUUGUCUGCAUUUAAAGACUAAAACGCUUGUUUUUUGAAGGUCUCAAUGUCUUAAUUGUACGAGAACACCGCAUGUGGUAGAUUGUUCCAAAGAAAAAUAUCACGAAUGAAAGAAAAAUAUCUGUAUUUCGCUAUUGAUAUCUAGUAUUGGUUUUCUAACUUUUGCAAAUCGAAGCCUUAUUUUAUAGGAGUUUAAUAAGAAAGUUAUUGGAAGUUUUCGAAGUAAUUGUAUAAUUUUCUUUUGAAAGUAUAGGGAGGUAGAUGGAAUUUACGACGUUUUUUCUCUAUAUGAUAACAAUAAAAUACAGUUAUUUGGCAGUCUAAGAUUCUUUUAUAAUGUAUUAUUUAGUGGACCAUUUGUAGUUUGUUAUUUCUCGCUGGAUAUAAGUGAUUUCAUGGUUAUUUAUUAUUGACAUGCGAAAGCUGUCUGCCUAUAUGUCUUUUCUUCACACCUAAACUGAAUCUAUUUGCAUGAAAUUACGUAGUGUGAAGUUUUCCAGAUUUAAUGUCAUCUAUUUACAUCUAUUACUAUCGGUUCAAUGAUAUUCGUAAAUAUAUUAAUAUAUAUGAAAUAGUAAAAGCAUUUCAAUUGACUCAUAAGGAAAGUGUCAAUACCCUUCCAGAAUUUUCUAGAGAAAGAUUCUUCGAAAUUGUUAUGCGUAAAAUUCGACAAAUCGGCUUAAAAAUACAAUUUAUUUUCCUUUCCCUCUCAUUCAUCUACAUUUUCGUCAUAUUUUCCCGUAAACGUCUACAAAAUAUGGGCUUAUCGGUUUUAUAGUGUACAUAUAUUGCUAGCCCUAUAUAAUGUUAUAAAAAUACUGAACAUAUUUCAUUACUUAUAAAUAAUUCUAUAUGAAAAUUUAAAGGGAAGCGUACGUUCUAAAUAGUUAGUGCUUUAAACCUCAUAGGGUCACUAUAGAAUUUAAUCUUUAACGUGGUAAAAAUACACCCACUUAUAUCUCCUUACGUUAAACUGUGAUAUUGUAAUCACAAUAAUAUUAAGAUGUUUCGUUAAGUAUUGUUAAUAUUCAUUGAUUUAUUUAUUUCAUUAUAAUCGUAAAAGUCGUUUUAUAAACCAUAUUAAACAAGACUUAAUCUAACAUUUCUGUUUUCGUAAAUAAUUAUAUAUUUUCACAUAUCUCAAUAUUCUUUAUAUUUAAGGCUGAUUUUUCAAUCGUUGGUUGAAAAUAUCCGAUCAAUACAACGACAUUACACAAUUAUAUUGAAAUGACAACUGUUUAAUGUUAAAAGAGAUGCAGUUAACACAUUUUUAAAAUGGUUAUCUAUUACAAUAUUUAACGUAUACGUUUUAACCAAGGAUUAUGUAAUCAGCCCUUAAUGUCUAGUCAUAUAAAAAUAUCUAGUCCGAAAAUUAGAAAAAAUGUAAAUACGUAGUUUUUAUUAAUAGGUGAGUAAAACUUCUGUGAUUAUUAUUUAACAUAAACUAAAGAAGAUACCAUCGAUUCUAUAUUACUUUGUUAUAUUUAAGUAAUUUUCGAACUGUUGAAAAAAUUAAAUCAUUUAAUAUCCGACACACUGAAUAACGAUAAUUUAAGACCGCUGAAAACCACUUUUGAAUUCAAGCAACGAGUUUAAAUUUAUUCUGAUUUGUUGGAGUUUAAAGAAAUAAUUUAGGCAUAAAUAUUUCUCAUAAUAUUGUGUCGAUGUAAACAUAAGAAUAUGCCUGUAGAAAUUAUUAAAUUGUGCUUUGUACAUAAGCGAGAUAUUUUGAUGAAUUUAUUCCAUGUUCUAAAUUGUAAUUAUAAUAGAAGAUUGUUUAAAUGAAUGUUUAAAGUGGGACAAUGUUCACUCAAUCUUCACUACGUAUAUUUAAUUCUUAAAUAUUAUAACAUCAACACAAAAAUUGCUUGCGAAUAAUUCGUUUUUAAUUACAAAAUACAUACGUGAAUUACAAUUCGAAUCCAGAAAAUACCCUAAGAAUUGUCUCGAUCGCUUAUAUUAUUUAUUUAGUUUAUUUAUAUACAAAGUAGUGAACAUUGUGGUACGUCUAUACUAAAUUAGACCUACUUAUGCCUAUUACUACCUACCUAUUAAUGCCGAUAAAAAUUACAAAAUGUUUUUAAAUCGCUUCCAUAGACGUGUGAGUAGCUUAAUCAGAUUCGAUCAUAAACAAAUAUUUUUACAAAUACUAUUAUUGUUGAUUUGUUAUUAUUUUAUUGGAAACUUCUAUGUGUAUGUAAAAAUUAUGCUAUAAAUUGCUUUAUUAUUCGAAAUUAAUAUUUGUGAAAUUAUACUCGAUAUAUAAGCAUGCAGCUUUACAGUAACAUCGUAAUAAAAAUUAUUAAUCAUUUUUAGACGUGAAUCUAAUGACGAUUAGAUAUAAAUAUAAACCUAUUGAUAAUUUUGUAAAUAUUCGCAAUGUCUAAAAUAACGAGGCAUUUAUAGUCUAUGAUUUAGAAUAUUAUGUACAUGGAUGUAUAUCUUGCGAUUUAGUACAUAGCCUAAGAUCACGGCCUUCUUCAAAUGUAUUUAGUGUUUAGGAGUCGACACGAAACACCGAAAUUGUUAAGCUGUGGUUAAACUAAAAGGUCGGUCAAUUUUAACAUAAUAGUACUAAAUAUUUGAUCAUUAGGUUAAUUUAUUAUUUUAAGAUUUUGUCAUAUUUUUAUUGACACGUCUUCUUACAUCGAUUCCUUGGUAAAAAGAAAGUUGUCGAUAACAUCAACUUCUAUUAUCAUUACUUUGAUGAUUUAUAGUAAUUAUACAAAGUACUAUAUAAAAUUAAAUAGUUUCGAAGAGUAGUCUAAAACAAUGAUGUUACACUCUGUCUUUAUUCUUGUUACCUUCUGCUAUCUCACAAUCUAUGCAUUCUUUCACUUAAUUACAGAGAAUCUUUGGCACUUGAGGGUUUGGCCUUUAAAAUAGCACUUUUAUAUCUAAAUGUGUUACCAACCAUAAAAAAUAUAAUUUUAUAAACAUUAAAAACAACAGAAACGUUGACAAUUUCAGUGGAAAACUUUGCGAACCCUACUAAAGCACCACUUUAUCAAAGAUAUAGUAAUAGGUAACUGCAAUAACUCUCUUCAUAUCUUUCAUUUCCCAACAAAAGCUGGCAUUUGGUAAUAAUGUUGAUAUUUCCGUUGGUAUUUACUUAAUAUCGAUGUUGGCUGAAUGCCCGAUUUCCUUUGGUCGAAUAUUUUGUCAUCUUUGAAAACCUUUUAAGGUUAUAUUCAU